AUGCUAUAUGUGCUCGCCGGCGUCUUGAGCAUCGCGCUCAUUGCUGUUGGUAGCUAUGCUUCUGAUUUAACGUCGCCCUUUGCUUUCUACUCGACGCAGCAUCUCGAACUCUCUUCUCUUCCUCCCACUGUCGCCCACAACGAUAUCCAUCACCUCUUCUCGGCAGCCGUCUCGUCUUGUCCGACCACGCAAUAUGCUGUGAUCUUCCAGCCGGGAGUUAGCAGCUCGGACUACGACCAUGAAGAGAACCUUCUUACCCCUUUUCUUGCGUCGCCAGAGAGCCAAACGACUACUAAUCUGAGAAUCCUCAAUGCUACUGGACAGGUAGACGUUGUUGGCGUCGUGAACACGAUCCUCAUGGACUGCCUGCACCAUGGGAUCAAGAAAGUAGAAACUCUGGAUACUGGGGAGCUAGUCGUUGCACCAUUGAGUGCGACAACUGUCAGAGAGAGCGUCAUAUAUGCUGCUAUGCCACCUCUUGAGGAUGGGCUGAGAAAGCGGGAGAGGCAGAUGACCUUGAGGGGGCAUGAGAGAUACGUGCAGAAGCUGGUAGAGGACUAUUUUGGCAGUGAGGAUUAUACGCUUGUCUAUGUUACGAAAGCCGCGGAAGAGGAGACCUCGAUAUGGAAUGAGCACGAGGUUGGUCUUGGAGCUGAAGUGCCGCUUGUUCAGAAUGAUUGA
This is a messenger RNA of Lithohypha guttulata, 681 nucleotides long. RefSeq lists its product as uncharacterized. The coding region runs from base 1 to 681 and encodes 226 amino acids. The transcript has 2 exons. Gene Ontology annotation, cellular component: endoplasmic reticulum membrane. NCBI's taxonomy places the organism in Eukaryota, Fungi, Ascomycota, Eurotiomycetes, Chaetothyriales, Trichomeriaceae. The record is from RefSeq and is a predicted model, not a curated record. Gene Ontology annotation, biological process: fungal-type cell wall biogenesis; (1->6)-beta-D-glucan biosynthetic process.